AUGACCGAAGAUGGUGGAAGUGUUCCCUUGUGCAACACGGACACGACUUCUAUUACACCUUCUUCUAGGAGAGCAGACAUGCAUCGAAACAAAUCUCUGGAUAUUGACACGUCUGGAGUUGCUAAAAAUGAUCGCUUGUGGAGUGCUGGUGGUCAAGAACGAGCAAAAGACGACGGCGAUGGUGUACACGAACUAAGCAAGCGAUUUCUCGCCAGCAAUCACGGUGCGAGGACCCUCCACAGCGGCUAUCAGGCCCACUUCAGAGCACGUCGGGAACACGAUGCUGCAGUCACUGGCGAAACAAGCUAUCGCGCGAGCUUUGAUGAUCUCAACAAAAAGCUCUCAGAAUACAAAGCUCGUUGGGAAAAAUCUGUGAGUCAGAUGAACUUGAUCAAGGACGAGACAUCGCGAAUCUUGGCCGAGCACCAUGACCAUCAUGGCCCAAUCGAAGAAACGAUGUCGCAAUUAGCGCCCGCUGGGAAUCCGUCUCAUUUUAUGGUCAGCUUUUAUCCAUCUGUCUCAGCAUCUAGCUAGUUGUUACCCUUUGAAAAGGUGGAUUCAAGUAUCAAACAAAAAGAAGUACUUUUACUCAAUAAUUGAAAUCUGGGUAGUCCUAGUGCGAGGCCAUCGUCGUGCUCAACUCUGUGAAGGCCUGCGGGCUGCUGCGGGGUGCUGGCCCACGGACCUCUCUGGCUCGCGGCGCUGGACAAACAGUGAGUAGGUCGUGGAUUCUUCAAGCACAUCAGUCUAAUCGCUACGUUGCUACCGGCUUCGGAAAGCGCAGGCUUCUUUUGCUCGGCGAUCGUGAUGCCGCACGUUGGGGUCUCCCAAAGCAGCUGCA
Molecule: messenger RNA, 841 nt
Organism: Amoebophrya sp. A25
Lineage: Eukaryota; Dinophyceae; Syndiniales; Amoebophryaceae
Source: the annotation of a GenBank genome assembly